AACAGAACUAUGCACGCCUUGGUGAACGCCUUCAUGCGCUGCCUCUCCUUCCUCUUACCUCCCUCUUGGCUUUGUGUCAGCUUUUGCUUGUGGGUUGGGAAUGAGUGCGAAGAGACGCUGCCGCGGCCCAAUCCCAGAGCUCGUUUCAAAAGCAGAAAGCCUCUUACAUAUGAGGAAGUAGCAGCACUAGCAGCAGCAGCAGUAGAAGCACAAGGAGGCUCCAGCCCGUCGGUCUCGCCAGGUCCAGGCUGCGUCUCGCUGGCUGCUACAAGCCCCGCUGCUCCUCAGGGCCCUCCACCGGGUCGGAUCUGGAUCGGGGGUCUCUGGCGAGCCGUGGAGCGCGUCUUCGGAGCCCCCUGGGUGCUUCUCCGCCAUCGCUGGUGCCCGAAGAAGCGUCGAGCAGCUUUACGCACCCCGUAUCCUGUCUGCGCCCGCGAGUCGAGCAAGAUUAAAACCUUUCAGGGAGGCGCUGCUGCUGCUGCUGCUGCUGCAACAACCGAGGCAGGGAAGGGAGCGGGUGGAAGCGCCGUGACUUAUUCGAGGAACAUGAGCGGGUCUGUGGGGAUCCCCAGUCCGAACCCGGCGGAGCGCGCCUCGGAUGCGUCAGCGGAGCAGGGUAUCGAUGAGGUAAUCACAGUGGAUCAGCACACGCAGGAGAUGGGGACGGUGACGAUAACAGUGGCCAUUCAAGCGGCGGAGGACGAGGAACCCGAGGAAGUGACACCUAAUAUUAUUGACUUCCUCGGAGGCAGCUGCAGUGAAGACGAAAUCGGAAGAUAUGACAAAUCAAGCGGGGCCGGGACCAGUGGAGGAGAGCUGGAGGAGGAGAGCUGGCAGCCCCCAGAUCCAGAGCUCAUCGCGAAGCUGGUGGCUCAGAUCGAGUACUACCUGUCCGAUGAGAACCUGGAACACGAUGCCUUCCUGCUCAAACAUGUCAGGCGUAACAAACUUGGGUUUGUCAGCGUCAAGUUGCUCACCUCAUUCAAAAAGGUAAAACACUUGACUCGUGACUGGAGAACAACUGCUUUUGCUCUGAGACACUCAAAGAUACUUGAGCUGAACGAGGAGGGGCGUAAGGUGCGGCGUAAAUCCGCAGUGCCAGUCUUUGCCAGCGAGUCAUUGCCUAGCCGCAUGUUGCUGUUAAGUGAUUUGCAGAGGUGGCCGGAGGUGGCUGCUCUCACCAAGGAUAAUGGAGGGAGCGAGGGAGGAGCUAAUCAGCAGGAGCAGCUGAUGAAGCUGCUGCUAAAAGCUUUCGGAACAUAUGGCGCCAUCGCCUCGGUCAGGGUCCUGAAGCCUGGGAAGGACCUGCCGGCUGACCUGAAGAGGCUGAGCGGCCGCUACACUCAGCUAGGCACUGAGGAAUGUGCCAUUGUUGAGUUUGAGGAGGUGGAGGCUGCCGUUAAGGCCAAUGAAGCUGUGGGGAGCGAGGAUGGAGGGGCCAGUUCGCUAGGGUUGAAAGUGGUCCUGAUUGGCACCAAGCCGCCCAAGAAGAAGGUACCCAAAGAACGACCACGUGAGGAGGGGGGGAUGCGCAAGAGUCGCUCGCUCAACAGCAGAGUCCGAGAGCUACAGUACCAUGGGGACGACUCGGCCUGCAGUUCCUCAGAGACUGAGAGCAACCCUACAUCCCCUAGGCUGGCCCGAAAGUCCCAAUCCUGCAACAAGCUCAGCCCCACCACUGCAGGCAUCAGCUUCCAGAACAAUCACCUGAGUCCCGGUAUGUCCCCGCGUAACAGUCCCUGGUCUAGCCCCCGUGGCAGCCCCUGUCCUCAGCGCAAAUCUCCUCACUCCCACAAGUCUCCCUUAGCCAGCGAGGGCAGACUGAGCCCCGAGCCCGGGCGCCGCUGGGCAGACUACUCCUCAGACAGUAGCCUCACCCCUUCAGGGAGCCCGUGGGUCCAGAGGCGCAAGCAGGUGGCAUCUCAGGAGAGCAGUCCGGUCGGCAGCCCCAUGCUGGGUAGAAAGAUCCAGAAUGCAGACGGCCUGCCACCAGGCGUCAUGAGACUGCCGCGGGGACCCGACGGAACCCGCGGCUUUCACUGUGUCACUAUUGGAGAGAGGGGAAAGACUGCUGCUACUCAGACUUGAUCAUGUGGAGCGUCCUUAUGCAUUCCUUACCCCACCCCCCACCCCCACCGAGAAAACAAAAUGAUCUAUUGGAAAUUUGAGCUGUCCCUGGCCGCGCCGCUCAGCCCCCAACCCCACAUUUGAGACUGUGUAGAUAUAUUUUUGUUGAGUGCAUCAGUUUUCAGUCUUUGUUAUAUUUUUAUACAACGUUUUUGAGUUACCAUGGUAACAUUAGUGAUUUACUAAUGGAAAUUUGAGUGAAUGUAAAUUGACGUUGCUUUGAGAGAAAACUUUACAUACACCAUGUCACCUCCAUUGCUGUCUCAACUUGUUCUACAUGGGGUGAGUCGAAGAAGGAGUUCCACCUGUUUUCUUUCUUUCAUUUUUUUUUUUUAAUUGAAAAGUGUCCUCUGUCUUGUGUGUGUAAAGGCUCACGUCAUUGUCUGUGGAUGGUGUAUUCAUGUGUAAAUGGCAUAGGGCACAUGGACUUGAUAGAGAUAUCACCAUAUGCCUUUUCUGUGUUUGUCUACUGUGAGUUCCAUUUUUACAUGCUAUUUAAACUGAGGCCAUAAUCGCUCCACUGCCAUAAAGGUUGGACAGUAAACUUGGACAUGAUAUGUUUUUUUUUUUGUUUUUAUUUAGCCUUUUUUUUUUUUCUUUUUUUUUAAUUUCAGUAUUUUUUCAGUACGCUUUGGCACUUAGUUGCAAAGGGUCUCUUCUAUCCCUGUAAAUGUUUAUUUGUUCAGCAGGUAGCUGCUUUAUUUAUUUUUUUAGCUUUUUUUUUUUUUUUUUUUUUUUCUGGGGCAUAUUUGUUUCCAUCAGUCUAAGCUCACAGUGAGGUGUGUGGGAUGUUCAGGUCAGGCAGAAUAGAUGCUCUUAAAGUAUGUUCUUGCCUUUACAUCUGAGCUUGGGGUAUUUGUACAGUGCAAUUCCUAUUGUACAAAUAAAUCACUAAAAUUGCAAUUGGCUUGACUUCUUUUUUUGUUUGUGACACAUUUUGAGGCGGUCAUGAUGGUCUGCACCAACCAUGAUCCAAUCUUUUAUCUUUUAUUCCAAUAUGUAACUAGGAUUAAGUGAGAUAUUGUUUCCUUGCCAAGACUGUAGCAGUGAUUUCAGACUUGGAAAGCAGAAUUGGCACACUGGUGUGUUUUAAAAUGGAUUGCGCAGAUGGGAGGAUGAUAAGAGAGUUGAUGGAUUAUAAGCUAUAUCAACCCUGUAUGAAAAAUAGAACAUUUACAAAAUGGUAGAAAAGACCAUUUGCACAAGUAAUUUAUUCAAGUUUUCUUGUGUCCUGUGCACCGACCAGAGAUGUUGUUCACAUUCUCAUUUUUUACAAUGCUGAAUGUGGAGGAUGCAAUCAGGCUUUUCUUGGCACAGAUCAUCAGGAAAACGUCAAAAAUAUCCUGAUCCACUCUGACUUUAAAUAUGUGACACACAACAUAACUGGAUGCAUACGUGCUCAUGACUUGUAGCACGUUUGACCCCAAUCACAAUCCAUGUGGAUAGGUCUGUCAGGUUUGUACAUCUGGACAUCCCCAUUCAUCCACUGUCAAGUUGAAUAGCAACUUUGAGUGAACAGCAAUAGUUAAGUCACACCAAAGAUCCUUGAGGUUUGGAUCCUGUAUUGGCCACUGGACAGCAUCACUGUUGUUUUGAAGACAUUCCUGUCUAGUUUUGGUUUUAUGUUUGGGGUUGUUGUUGUCUUGCUUAAAAAUAAAUCCUCUCUCACAGUUUUCUUUCA
Molecule: messenger RNA, 3808 nt
Organism: Lates calcarifer (barramundi perch)
Lineage: Eukaryota; Metazoa; Chordata; Actinopteri; Centropomidae
Gene: larp6a
Product: La ribonucleoprotein 6, translational regulator a
Exons: 3
Coding region: 10-2088 (692 amino acids)
Biological process (GO): RNA processing
Cellular component (GO): nucleus
Molecular function (GO): mRNA binding
Source: RefSeq, a predicted model, not a curated record